Messenger RNA from Arabis nemorensis, 225 nucleotides. The record is from the annotation of a GenBank genome assembly. NCBI's taxonomy places the organism in Eukaryota, Viridiplantae, Streptophyta, Magnoliopsida, Brassicales, Brassicaceae.
AUGAGGUCGAGAUCGGAGGAUCAAAAGACGAGAUCGGGGAGCCCCCUAUCGUUGGGAAUCAUCUCACCAAACGAUGUUUCUGAUGUUGAAAUCGGGCCAGCAACAAGCGUCGGAGUAGCCAUAAGGAUUCAUUCGGAGAUGUCGAGUCCAAAAGUGUCACCUCUGGAGAUAACACUUCACAUAUCGAUGAUGACGCAGUCAUCGGAAUCGGAUUCAUCACCCUAG